Messenger RNA from Mytilus trossulus (common blue mussel), 4857 nucleotides. Its product is annotated as cullin-3-A-like. The transcript is spliced from 21 exons. Gene Ontology annotation, biological process: protein ubiquitination; ubiquitin-dependent protein catabolic process. The record is from RefSeq and is a predicted model, not a curated record. Gene Ontology annotation, molecular function: ubiquitin protein ligase binding. The coding region runs from base 208 to 2499 and encodes 763 amino acids. Gene Ontology annotation, cellular component: Cul3-RING ubiquitin ligase complex. NCBI's taxonomy places the organism in Eukaryota, Metazoa, Mollusca, Bivalvia, Mytilida, Mytilidae.
GGAUGAACUUAUAAAUGAAGAUCUGUUGGUUGGCUUUUAUUUGAGAAUGGUUUAAAAAGUCAACGGCGAAAAUGCCUGAGGAACACAUUCAGAGACUCAAAACUCUUCUGACUUAGUCUCCUAAGAAUUUCACAAAUCAGCUAUUAUCAUUUCAGUUUAUUUGGUUACCCAUUCCAUUCUUUAUUUUAUAGUUAAUUUAUUUGGAAAAUGAGUCGACAGCAGCCUCGCAAAGACACAAAAAUGCGAAUAAGAGCAUUUCCAAUGACAAUGGAUGAAAAAUAUGUGAACAAUAUUUGGACAUUGCUGAAAAAUGCCAUUCAGGAAAUCCAGAAAAAAAAUAACAGUGGACUUAGUUUUGAGGAGUUGUAUAGAAAUGCCUAUACCAUGGUAUUGCACAAACAUGGAGAAAAAUUAUACACUGGUUUGCGUGAUGUUGUCACAGAUCAUUUAGUUGACAAGAUAAGAGAAGAUGUUCUUUCAGCAUUGAUCAAUAACUUUCUACAAACGUUAAACAGUGCAUGGAAUGACCACCAAACAUCAAUGGUUAUGAUAAGAGACAUACUGAUGUAUAUGGACAGAGUGUAUGUUCAACAAAAUAAUGUAGACAAUGUGUACAAUCUUGGACUGAUGAUAUUUAGAGAGAAGGUUGUGAGACAUCCAAUGAUAAGGGAUCAUCUCCGCAGUACAUUGUUAGAAAUGGUAGCAAAAGAAAGAAGAGGAGAGGUGGUUGAUAGGGGAGCUGUUAAAAACGCUUGUCAGAUGCUGAUGGUUCUUGGCAUAGACUCCAGAGCUGUAUAUGAAGAAGAUUUUGAAAGACCAUUUCUGGAGCAAAGUGCAGAAUUUUACAGGUCUGAGAGUCAAAAGUUCCUUGCAGAAAACAGUGCUUCUGUGUAUAUAAAGAAAGUGGAAGCAAGAAUUAAUGAAGAAGCUGAAAGAGCUACCCAUUAUUUAGACACUUCAACUGAAGAUCCUAUUGUUAGAGUUUUGGAGGAAGAAUUAAUCAGUAAACAUAUGAAGACAAUUGUAGAGAUGGAGAACUCUGGAGUUGUUCAUAUGCUGAAAAAUAAUAAAACAGAUGAUUUAGCUUGUAUGUACAAGUUGUUUAUUCGUGUAUUAAAUGGUUUGAAGACGAUGUGUGACUGUAUCAGUGUGUACUUAAGGGAACAAGGCAAAGCUAUUGUAUCCGAAGAAGGAGAAGAUGGUAAAAAUGCCAUCACAUAUGUACAGAGUUUGUUAGAUUUGAAGGAUAGAUUUGACCAUUUUCUGCACGAGUCUUUUGGUGAUGAUAAGCAGUUUAAACAAAUGAUCUCUAAAGACUUUGAAUAUUUUAUUAAUUUGAAUCCUAAGUCCCCAGAGUAUUUAUCACUGUUCAUUGAUGAAAAAUUGAAAAAAGGAGUCAAAGGAAUGACAGAACAGGAAAUAGAAACAGUGUUAGAUAAGAGUAUGGUGUUAUUCAGAUUCUUACAAGAAAAGGAUGUAUUUGAACGGUAUUAUAAACAGCAUCUUGCUCGUAGGUUAUUGCUCAACAAAAGUGGCUCAGAUGAUUCAGAAAAGAAUAUGAUUUCAAAAUUGAAGACUGAGUGUGGUUGUCAAUUUACAUCCAAGUUAGAAGGAAUGUUUAAAGAUAUGACUGUAUCUAACACAAUUAUGGAUGAAUUUAAAGGUUUCUUAAGUACAGCGCAGAAUGCAGAAGAGGUUAAUCUCAGUGGGGUGGAUCUUACUGUGCGUGUAUUAACGACAGGGUUCUGGCCUACACAGUCAGCAACACCACGAUGUAAUAUACCUAGUGCAGCACGUACAGCCUUUGAAAAUUUUAGAAGAUUCUAUUUAGCAAAACAUAGUGGUAGACAGCUUACAUUACAACCACAGUUAGGAAAUGCUGAUUUAAAUGCUACUUUUUUUGGUGCCAAGAGAGAUGAUGAUUCAAGUGGUGCUAGCAGCUCUAAAGGUCCCAGAAAACACAUUAUACAAGUAUCAACAUACCAGAUGUGUGUACUUAUGCUCUUUAACAACAGGGAUAAGUGGACAUAUGAAGAGAUUAAAAAUGAAACAGAUAUACCAGAGAAAGAUUUAAUAAGAGCUGUACAGUCUUUAGCAAUUGGUAAAAUUACUCAACGAGUUCUACAAAAAGAACCAAAAACAAAAGAAAUAGAACCUAGUCACGUAUUAAGUGUAAAUGAUCAGUUCACAUCCAAAUUGUUCAGAGUCAAGAUUCAGACGGUGGCGGCAAACAAAGGUGAAGCAGAACCAGAAAGAAAAGAAACAAGAACUAAAGUGGAUGAAGACAGAAAACAUGAGAUUGAAGCUGCAAUAGUCAGAAUUAUGAAAGCAAGGAAAAAAUUACAGCAUAAUGUCUUAGUAACAGAGUGUACAGAACAGCUUAAAGUCAGAUUCCUGCCUAGUCCAGUAGUUAUUAAAAAAAGAAUUGAAGGUUUAAUAGAGCGUGAAUAUUUAGCAAGAACACCAGAAGAUAGAAAAGUUUAUACUUACGUAGCUUAAGAAGAAUAUUUAUUUAAACAACAAUUUGUGAAAGUCAGUGAACAAUUAGUAUACUAUACUAAUGUUUUUACAUGGAAUUAUGCUUGCACCAAGAGGGAGAAUUAAAUGAAGAGUCGUCUACGAAACCUGCAUAUUAAAGAGAGUCUCAGAUUAGAAAGCCUUUGUCAGCCUAAAUAUUGCAAAGACUUUUAUGUAGUCGAUACUAAAUACUAUUUAUUUUAAAAAGAGAUUGUCCAGAUCUAUGCAGGCUGUUCAAAGUUUUCAAUUUUCUUAAUAUAUUAAUAUUUUAUCUGUUUGAAUCAGAAUAAAUGGCUUUUUAUGAAUGUGGGAAAUCACUGGUGGCACUGAUCGUUCGUGUAGGUUAUCGAUUGUCAUAUUGACUGAAAUAUAGACACUUAUGUAGUCAUCUUUUCCUAAUAAGACAAAUGUUAAGACGUUCCUCCCACUCUCAGGUGACAAAUUUUAUAUUUCUAUUUAAGAAAGCAUUUCUGUUGUUUUAUUAACUUGCAAUUAUUUUAUUAUUCUUUUUUGACACAAACAGUUGUGAAAAGAUUCUACUUUCUUUACUACCUGCUAUAUUUAAAUGUUUUAGAUUUAACUGUUUUGUUUUGCCUCUGAAUAUUUGAAUAACAUUACCAGCCAUUGAAUGGUUGAUAAAUAUUUCUUGUGACAAAAUAGUCAGAAUUUUAUCACAACAUAACUUACAAAUGUCAUUUACUUUUCUUUUGUGUUUAAUGAAUGCGAAGAACAUGUGUAAAUAAUCAGUAGGUUAUUUGUUCGCUUGAACAAUCAUAUGAUAUGUAUAACUGUGUGAAGCUUGAUUUGGAAGAUGAAUGUAUGUAUGUAUGUAUGUAUGUAUGUUUGUAUGUAUGUUUGUAUGGUAGUUCAUUGGAAUACAUGAAGGGGGAACUAGUAUAAUUUGUAUGAUUGCAAUGUGUUACUCUGUUUAUAUUUAAAUUCUUCUGAUAAUUUUAGGGGUAUUAGAUAUUAACGUAACAUAGGCUUUGACAGGAUUUCAUCCCACCUCUGAAAAUUAUCAUUUAAAUGUCAUGGAAUGGUUUAUUUUCAUUAGAUAUGUCUUCUAUAAAAUGACAUAUAUAAAUCAUCAAAAUAAUCAGUUUUCUUCAAGUCAGUUUGAAUAAUAAUGGUUUUAACUUUCAUAAUUUACUGUCAUUUAAAAAACAGCAUUUUUCUAACAUUUUAAAUUUGCAUUGUAAUUCCUGAUCUGACACGGGAAAUAGAUGAUAAAUUUUUUAAAACAAUACAAUAUUUUGCCAGUUAUUUUCUUAUCUUAAGCUGUGGAAUAAAACAUGGACUAUUUGGCAAUUUUUUCCACAUGUUUUAGUUCAGGACUAUAAAUACACUUUCAAUGUAAUAAAAUAGAACCAUACAAUGCAAUUUUGGUAUGAAAUAAAGACUUAAACAAAGUCAUUAUAAAUAUAUAGGAGAAUAAAGGACAGCACUUUUUCUGAUAAUUUUUGUCAACUAUGUAUAAAUAAACAGUUCUUAGAAUAUUUCAGAGUAAAAUAAUAUAAUGGAAAUCAAUGUUCAUGUAUACCUUGUAUAAAAUAAAGCUUACACAUCCACAUGCAAAAUUAACAUCGCAUGAAAUGUUAACAAUAUAUAUAUAUCAUCUAAGAAAUGUGAUGAAAAUAAUAAUGUACAAAUUUUAAAUCAUGUUAUUAAUGUACAAAUUUCAUGAAUUUGAAACUAGUCAUUUUACAGCUUAAUAAUAUACAGAGUUUAUUUUUUAUCGCGAAGAGAUACAUGUUUGACAAGGAUUUUAUUUGUUUCUGUUUACUGCAUCUGACCUUUUUAUUUAGAACAGUAUAAAUAAGAAAAUUAAUAAUGGCAUAAUUUACAUUAGUGACCACAACUAAAGUGCCAAAACUGAAUAAUAAGAAACGUGUGAUGCGUUUAAUAAUUAGAGUUUAAAAUAAAUUCAUGUUGAUUCAAAGAAAGAAGCAAAUUUUUUUAAAGCAGAUUGCCUAUAGUAGCAACAUUGUCACAGAAAAAAACUCUUACAUAGACUGUUUACAUUGAUAAACAUUAACAAACAUUAUUGAACUACGGUCAUGCUUCAUAGGCUUUUAAAAAAAAUCAUAAUUUUAUGAAAUAUCAGCGAAAUGUUGCUAUUUUUUUGUUCUGGUUUGAAAUAAAAGUAUGUUGAAGUAAUAGUUGGGCCAAGAAAAUGUUUUGAUAAUUUUUUUGGGAUUGUAUUAUUUUAAGUGAACUGUUAUGGCGUAAUUGAUCCAUACUUCAAUUAGUAUGGUGUCGGCAAUCAUUAUGAUGUUGAAAUUUUAAAAUGGGGAAACAUUUUCUCCACAAAAACUCAUAAAAUAAAUGUGAUAACUAAAA